CAAACAGUAGAGAACGCUUGCCGUGAGUGGUGCAUUCGUGGAGUUUUGUCGGAUGAGAAUUUAGCAUUUUAAUUAAUAGUUUAAGUUUUUCUUAGUGCCCAGUGCUAAUUAAAUUUUAAUUAAUUUCCAUCAUUUAAAUCGAUUACCUAAUAAACAUAAUUUACACUUAAUAAUUAAAUUAACCGGCCAUUUUUUAUUUGGAACUGGUACUACUGAUUGAAGACUAUACGACUUCUGUGUUGCGGAGGCGUUAUUAUCGUGCUAAAAAUUAAACUUGUUAGUUUAGAUAAAGAAAUUUUUACAAAUACUCUGUGAUUAUAUAUAUUUACACAAAAUACAAUAGCAAGAAUUGCAAUUGCAUACGAAACAAUCCAUAAAGUGCACUUAGCAACGGAUUGAAUAAAAGUAAAGAAUUUCGUUUAUUUUGUUUUGUACGCGGAGUUCAAGUGUCUACGGCUAAAGCAAAGUUAAAUUAGUGUAGCGGAGGCUUAUUCAAGUGUCGCAUAAUCUAUACUACAUAUGGAACAAAAACGCCAUAGCGCCAUAACGUUCAACAACGCCGCAUUCAUCGUAUGCUUAUUUUUAUCUUUAUAAUUUUACGUGUUCAACGUGUGCAUAAAUUCUGUGUAAUUAAUCUUAAGCCAGCAGCACAAAGUGCAUAAACUGUUUGGUCCCCUUAUGCUCAACACAAUCUACUACGUAUUUAGUGUUUACUUGCUCAUCAAAUCCCUCUAAAAGUGUCAAUGCCUCUGCCGCCUAAGAUCGUAAACUACCCGCAUCUUCUGUAUUGUCUUCCACAGCCUGCGUAAAAUUAAUCUUCAAUUGAACAGAAACCAUAACGAAAAUAUUCUUUCACGAAUUCCCGUCGCGAUAGCUUCAGUUAAAACGUCAACAGCAUCAUUUGUUCGAUUGUCAAAAUUUUUGUGAUUACAAAUUGCGUCCAAACGAACUAAAAUAUAUAAUUCGAUUCCAUUGUUUAUAACUUAAAUAAGAUAAAUUAUUGUGCUUUCUAUUUCGAAUGUGCUAGACAAUCAAUUUUAAGUGAAUCCCAUUUGUACACUAAAAGCGUAACGGACCAAGACGAAUCCAUCCAAUAACUGCGUCACAUUAAUAUUAAACAAAAGUUAUUAAUAAUAAAUUAACAAACGAAAUUAGGUUCAAAUCAAUUUAUUAAAUUAAGCAAACCAACAACAAAAGGUAGUAAAUCAUAAGUUGAAGGCACAGCGAUUAAAAAAGUAUCUCACAAUCACAAUGGAAACUUGAAAUGCUUGAACGUUUUCGUUUAAGUAACCUGAGUUCACGUUUUCGAUUUCGGGGCACAGAACUGGCGCGCGACAAGAAACAACGUCAACAAUGCGUAACUGUAUUAUUUCUAGAUGACACCACGCACACCUUUCGGAUAGAGAAACGUGCAAAAGGGUCUGAAAUACUAAAUCAGGUAUUUCAGUUUCUUGAACUAUCCGAAAAGGACUACUUUGGCCUGCUCUUUCCACAGAAACCGGGAGAUGUGGUUAGAUGGGUCGAUCCACACAAGCAAUUCAAAAAACAAUGUGGUAGCGUUGCUUUAGAUAACGACGCUGUACCAUUGUUAGAAUUUAGAGUUAAGUUUUAUGUAAGUGAUCCCAGUCGUCUGCAGGAAGAGUAUACACGUUAUCAAUUUUAUUUGCAAAUAAAACGAAACAUAUUUUUAACAAAACUGCCAUGCUCCAUUAAUACACAAUGUCUCCUUGCCAGCUAUACUGUGCAAUCUGAAUUGGGAGACUUUAAUCCAAUUGAACACCAGACAGGUUAUUUAAGUAAUAUGCAACUGUUGGUGGAACAAACUGCCGAUGCUGAACGUAAAGUUUCUGAGUUGCAUAAAUUACAUAGAGGACAAUUACCAGCUGAUGCAGAAUAUAAUUACUUGGAACAUGCGAAACGUUUGGAUUUAUAUGGCAUUGACUUGCAUAAAGCGACGGUAAAAGAUUCUAAUGGCAAGGAAUUACAACUAGGCGUUUCGGCUUUGGGUUUAUUGGUGUUUCAAAAUGGUUUACGUGUAAAUACGUUUUCCUGGUCCAAAAUGGUAAAGGUAUCUUUUAAACGUAAGGAUUUCUUCAUUCAAUUAAGAAGAGAACCAUCGGAAAGUUACGAUACUUUACUUGGAUUCAGCAUGUGUUCUCAUAAGCAUGCAAAAGCCUUAUGGAAAUCAUGUGUGGAACAUCACUCAUUCUUUCGUCUUAAACGACCUCAUCGUUUGCCUCGUUUUCUCAAUAUCAGUUUAGGUUCAAAUUCAAAUUGCUUUUCGUUUCCACAUAGAUUCUAUUAUUCCGGUCGCACUGAAUUGCAAGCAGUACAAGAAUCUAAACAGCGUGGUAAAAUACACAAAGCCUUUGUACGUUCGCCUAGUAAACGACUUAUAACAGCUGGUUCAGCAGCAGCAUCACCAUUAGCAAAUGGUGGCAGUGCCUCUGAUAGUAAUGGUAGUGUUUCGUAUAAUGGUAAAGCACCGUCCGCACUGGUACCGCAUACGUCCAUUUUAACAAUAACAAAAACUACACGUCCUCAUGACAAUAAAGUCACAUCCAAACAAACUGAAUCAAUUCCACGCAAAGCCUGGGAACAGCAAAGCGAUGAAUACGAUAUACAAUUAGAUGCUGGUUUUAUUGAGCACUGUACACGUCGUUUCGAUUCAUCACCAAUACCGCCAGCUUACAGUUCCGGUAAUCGCAGUCCAUUACCAACAAGUAACACAAAUUUAGGUCCACCAAUUACCACGCUUAUCAAUGGUACUUCGACCAUGUCGCCAGAUAGCGGUAGUGAUUUGAUUACAAUACGCUUGCAAGCAGAUGAACAGGGUCGAUUCGGUUUCAAUGUCAAAGGUGGCAUCGAUUUAAGUUUACCAGUUCAGGUAUCUAAGGUAGUGCCGAACACUCCAGCAGAUCGUUGUAUACCAAGAGUUUGUGAAGGUGACGAAGUUGUUAUGAUAAAUGGCCGCGACGUACAUGGUUUAAAACAUGAGCAAGUUGUAACUAUGAUACGCGAAAGCCGUACACACCGCAAUGGCGAAUUACUGUUAACCGUAAGACCAAACUCCCUAGUAACAAUGUUAGAAGAAGAGCCCUUAUAUCAGUAUGUCCCUGAAAAUGAUGAAAUAGGUUCACAUUCGAAUUUGUUAGAUGGUGAUGCAUUGUUUACGCAAAGCUUGUUGUUACUUAGUGAUGGUUUAGCUUCAGGUGCCCUACUAGCACAGUAUGAACUAAUGUAUCGCAAGAAUCCAGAUUUGGCAAUAACAGAAGCUAAGAAACCAGAUAAUAUUGCCAAAAAUCGUUAUCGUGACAUAUCUCCAUAUGACUGUACACGUGUAUCGUUGGUAAACUCUUUAACUGGUGACUAUAUUAAUGCAAAUUACGUUAAUAUGGAAAUACCAGGUGGUGUGGUAAACCGUUACAUAGCCACACAGGGUCCAUUGGCUACCACUACAGUUGAUUUUUGGCGUAUGGUACAGCAAGAGAGCAGUCAUCUUGUUGUUAUGCUUACUACAGUUAUGGAAGCUGGCCGUCAAAAAUGUCAUCAGUAUUGGCCAGUAACUGGGGAUGAACUACAACUUGGCGAUGGUUUUUCUAUUAAAUGUUUGAGUGAAAAACCUGAUGAAACUGGUAGUUUUGUUUUUCGUGAAUUUGUUCUUUGUGACAAACGAACGGGUGAGCAGCGUCACAUUCAACAUAUGCAAUAUUUAGCUUGGCCAGAUCACUGUGUACCCUCCGAUCCAAAUUUGUUUUUGGAAUUUACGGAGCGUGUACGAGCAGCACGUAAUAAAACCUUGUUGCAGGAAAUCGAAGAAAGUCUGAAACAAGUGCGUUUGCUAGAUGCUGAUGCAGAUGAAAAUGGAGGCCUUAUGACUGAACGCAAAUGUGCUGCAAGCAAUGGCGUCACACCAGAAGAUGAAACACCUGUGUCAACAAGUGUACAUCAGUGCAUAAGUGCCGCUAAUCCUCCUGUGAUAGUACAUUGUUCUGCUGGAAUAGGUCGCACCGGUGUGCUUAUACUUAUGGAUACAGCUUUAGCGUUGAUGGAAACACGUGAACCUGUUUAUCCAUUAGAUAUUGUGCGUACAAUGCGGGAUCAACGUGCUUGUAUGGUGCAAAAUGUGAGCCAAUACCGUUUUGUGUGCGAGUGUAUUUGUGCAGCUUAUAUGAAAAUGUCACGCAGUAGUGGAGUUAUUGGUGUUGAGGAUGAACAACAUUAACACAUAGAUAAUAAAUUUAAUCUAGAUACAAAAACAACAAACUGCUAUUUUUAAAUUAUAGUAUAUCAAUUAUAUAUAACAAUUAUAGUAUAUAUCCACAUUAUAUACGGUUAUUUACACAAAUAUCAAUUUGUCGAUAAUCAUUUUGAAGUAGAAAUUA
Teleopsis dalmanni is the source of this 4385-nucleotide messenger RNA. It is a transcript of the gene Ptpmeg, whose product is annotated as tyrosine-protein phosphatase non-receptor type 4. Gene Ontology annotation, cellular component: cytoskeleton. The coding region runs from base 1265 to 4225 and encodes 986 amino acids. The transcript has 13 exons. Gene Ontology annotation, molecular function: protein tyrosine phosphatase activity; cytoskeletal protein binding. Gene Ontology annotation, biological process: protein dephosphorylation. Lineage: Eukaryota; Metazoa; Arthropoda; Insecta; Diptera; Diopsidae. The record is from RefSeq and is a predicted model, not a curated record.